GACCACCCAAAACAGUCAAAGAAAGGAUAGAGGGGGCAAUGUCCCUUUUGUUUCCAACUCAAGGUCGCCUUCAGACAAUGAAAGCCCGAGCGGGAACCUAAACCGAAUCACUGCAAUGGGAAUAACAUCUGAUGGACCCUUCAAUGUGUCAGAAAGCGAAGACGAAUUCUUCGGUGACUCUUCAGUCGCCUCUUUCUUGAAACAGAUAAAAGACUCUGCAAUGAUGGAACCAGAGCGGACAGAAUCAGCAGCAAAUACAGCUCCGCGCGCAAGAUCUAGCACAUGCCCAACUUCCUUGCCAUUAGUGACUGAGGCAUCUAGUUCAAGAGUCAAAACGUACGAUCUGCCACCACAGCAACUGGCUGACUAUCUCCUUAAUUGCUACUUCGACAAAAUCCACAUCCUAUAUCCUUUCAUCCAUAAACCAAGCUUUCUUCGCGUGUACAGGGACCUAUGGACAUCAGAAACAGAGCCGAAACCCUUGUCUGGGAUGGGUUUAGGAGAUUCCAGUGUUUCUCCCCCAAUGUUCUACUGCGCACUUAAUAUUAUCUUUGCCUUGGGAUGCCAGUUCUCAAAGCUAGAUCAUACAGCUCGUGAAGCUACUUCUGAAGAGUUCUUUCAGCGCUCUCAAUCGCUUCUGAACGUCAUCUCCCUUGAUAAAGGAGAUCUAGCCCUCGUACAGACAUUGCUUUUGACAUCACAAUAUUUGCAGGGAGGCGAGUCUCCUUCAAGAUGUUGGAAUAUAAUAGGGCUUGCGUGCAGAGCGGCACAGUCUCUUGGAAUGCACUCUCUCAGAGCAGAUAGAAACAGGACACCGGCCCAAAUACAGAUGAGGAGGCGUGUUUGGCAUGGAUGUGUAAUGUUGGAUCUAGCAAGCAGUAUGAUGCUGGGUCGCCCUCCCAUGACUCAUGCUUCAGCAGUACCUCUCCCAGAGGCUGUCAACGAUGAAUUUCUCGAUACUAAUGCCGUUCACCGCCAACCAGAGCCCGAACUACUCUCAAAGACAGAAUUUUAUGUCAGAACGUUACAGUUGUACAAAAUCCUAAGGAAGAUUUUGUCUGAAGUAUAUGAACCCUGGGAGGAUGGGAAUGCUUCUGAUCAGCCUGAACGGACAAAGUCUGAAAACAGCCAAGCGCAGGCAUUGUUAGAGCUGGACGAGGAGCUUUCGGCCUUUGAAUCAAAUCUUCCAGAGGCGUUACAAUGGCGUAGCACUCAGGAACCCGCGGGGCUUGCUGAGCAGUUUCGCCGUGAAAGUAGUCUGUUGAGGGGAAGAUUUCUUCACUUGAGGAUUUUGCUUCUGCGUCCCACUCUUGUUAAGUUCUGUCGUGAAAAUCGUCCCCAACGUCCACCGGAUGACUCUUCCGCGGGCGCAGCAAUAAAACGUAAGAUAAUCUCGGACUUUAGUCUCAGCUGCUCAAAUUCCUGUGUCGAAGCUGCGAUUGAGCUGUCACACCUUAUGAAUGAUAUCUCGAGGACUGAAUUGGCUAGUGUAUGGUGGUAUAGUCUCUUUUAUACCUUUACAGCUGGAGUUGUCCUCGUGUUAGCCCAGACAUGUCCUGCUAUGAAGUCUAUUUUCCCCAAUCAGGCUCUAGGGGUUGCUUGGCAAAGCUGCUCUGACUGCCUAGAUAAUAUGGACUCGUACAGCACCACUGCCAAGAAUUGUGCCAGUAGUCUUCAGAAGACACUGUCCCACCUACUAGAUGAAGGAAGCCGCGAUAUAUGCCCUCUUGACAAGCCCACUGAACAAGUUGCAGCUCAACCUACAAUUCCACGUACGGGCCCUGACGCACCAUUGCCCGGCAUACCGACAUCCUUCCCGACGCCUACCGGAACGGAAACGGAUGUUGGUGCCAAUCAAGGGUCUCUUGGCAUAUUUCCACCGGAGCCAUUUGGGUCUAUUUGGAAUGUACAAGAUAUUGACGGCUCUUUGGUGGAUAUGCUGUGGGAUGACCUUUGGCUGACAUCGCCGUCUUUUUUCUGAUGGUCCCUCCACGGCUGUCCCGACCUGAG
Aspergillus sclerotioniger CBS 115572 is the source of this 2010-nucleotide messenger RNA. Its product is annotated as fungal specific transcription factor domain-containing protein. Gene Ontology annotation, molecular function: zinc ion binding; RNA polymerase II cis-regulatory region sequence-specific DNA binding; DNA-binding transcription factor activity, RNA polymerase II-specific. Gene Ontology annotation, cellular component: nucleus. Gene Ontology annotation, biological process: positive regulation of transcription from RNA polymerase II promoter by galactose; DNA-templated transcription. Bases 116 to 1981 code for a protein of 621 amino acids. The transcript has 4 exons. The record is from RefSeq and is a predicted model, not a curated record. NCBI's taxonomy places the organism in Eukaryota, Fungi, Ascomycota, Eurotiomycetes, Eurotiales, Aspergillaceae.